CACGAACAUAUGCGGCAGAUGAUGCGAAGCUUUUCUGAUCCUUUUGGCCGCGAUCCAUUUCUCAGUAUAACAGAUGGUGGGGAGAGAACAGUGGAUCGAAGGGCACGCCAGGACUCUCAGGUUGCUCUAAGAGGAAAUCGCAGAGCAACAAGCUGCUCUCUCAUGCCCUUUGCAGGCUUUGGUAGAGUGCACGAUGCAGAUUUUGGGGACCCUUUCUUUGCAAUGGACAGGAUGAUGUCAAAUAUGAGGAACAGCAUGCUGGAAAUGCAAAGAAAGUUUGAUGACCUCUCCGUCCAUCCAGAUGCCCACACGUUCAGCUCCUCCUCUGUGAUGACUUACUCCAAAGUCGGGGAUGAACCACCAAAAGUUUUCCAGGCUUCAUCUCAGACACGCACAGCCCCAGGAGGUGUUAAGGAGACAAGAAAAACACUUAAGGAUUCUGAAAGUGGGCUGGAAAAAAUGGCUAUUGGUCAUCAUAUUCAUGAUCGUGCUCAUGUCAUUAAGAAAUCCAAGAACAACAAGACUGGUGAUGAAGAACUGAACCAAGAAUUCAUCAACCUGGAUGAAACUGAGGCCCAGACCUUUGAUGAAGAGUGGCAGAAAGAGAUUAUGAAGUUCAGGCCAUCGAGAUCUAGAUGCAAUUUGGAGGCUCCGAGGUACAGAAGUAUUCGUCACAUACCCAAGGAAGAUGGAAUAAGAAGAGAGAAAGCACUCAUGGGUCCCAGGGAGCCUGGAGUUUCUGUGGAGGAUCUCAGUGUGAGAGGAACACAUGUCCCCAUCAAAAGCAGCAAAAAAUAA
This is a messenger RNA of Apaloderma vittatum (bar-tailed trogon), 798 nucleotides long. It is a transcript of the gene MLF1, whose product is annotated as myeloid leukemia factor 1. The record is from RefSeq and is a predicted model, not a curated record. Gene Ontology annotation, cellular component: cytoplasm; nucleus. The transcript is spliced from 7 exons. Gene Ontology annotation, biological process: regulation of DNA-templated transcription. Lineage: Eukaryota; Metazoa; Chordata; Aves; Trogoniformes; Trogonidae. The coding region runs from base 10 to 798 and encodes 262 amino acids.